CAACGGCCCAGCGCCCCAGCCACUGAGCCACCCGCCCGUCUCCCCACUGCCCCGAGCCCCCGAGCUGCGCAGGGCCAGGCUCCGGAGUCCGGCCGCGCGCCGCCGCCGCGCCGCGCCGCGCCGAGCAGCCAGCCAGCCAGAGGCGACGGCUGACGUCCCGAGCCUAGGUAGCAUCCUCUAACCCAGGCGAACAUGCCAGUGAAGUGAACCAAGGGUUGAUCGGCGUUAACUGAGUCAGAUUGUUUGUUCGCUGGGGAGUGCGAGCUUAAUCAGCCACCAUGGAUGUCGAUAAGCAAGAAACAAUGGAGGAGACCAUCCUUGUUGGUGAUGAUCUCAUGCGAGGGCCACCAUCACCUGUCAUACCGAAAGAGAUUGCAUCACAUGUCCUUGAAGGCGUUGAGCUUUGUGAUGGUAUACUAAGGAAUCUUUUCUUAUGCCUACAGAUAAAUGAUAUUGAGCCAUUCUGCCAAGAUGAAAUUGUGUUAUACCGACAAUGUGCUGAGAAAAGGGAUAAGGAAAUAAGAGAACGGAUGCAAGAUAGUGAAUAUAAACUGGGCUUUUCGAUGCCUCUGGAGGAAGCAAAGGAGAGAGCUACCCAACUCCAAUCAGAAGUCACGCUGCUAGAAAGGCGCAUGAUUCUUGCAAGUGGACUUGAGGGUAUGGAAGGAUUUCGGCAGGGAUGGAGCUUGCACGGGCAGCUUGAAGAUACAAGGAAAAGACUUGAGGCACUGAACCAUGGCAUUGGAAAAAGAGACAACCAAAGCUCUACGGGGGAAGGGACAAAAUCAGCUCCAGCUGGGAAGAGGUGGUUCUUUUGGUAGUGGAGUAGGUUGUCUUGUAUACUCUACCCUGUGCUUGCCGCGGAUUUACAGAAUGCGCUGUGCAGGGUCUGCAAACCCCAAAGGCAUCCCCGUCCAGCUGUACAACUAUUUUGAUCCAGAUGUUGCGGAUAACUUAUUAGCUUCCUUUGAGCAACUUCCUGAAGCAAGAUGGCAACUGGUAGAGCUAUAAUAUGUUUACACUCUGCACCUCUAUGGUCGUGCCCUAUACACCCCUCUAAAGAGUGUACCGUACUAAUGUCUUCUGCUUCUCAACUCUCCAGAUGAAACCUUACUCCGAAGAUUCCAUUGUUUUUGUCACGAGACAUGUCUGGAUUGCUCACUUUGAUCUCAACGUACUACUAGUUUGUUG
Molecule: messenger RNA, 1191 nt
Organism: Panicum virgatum (switchgrass)
Lineage: Eukaryota; Viridiplantae; Streptophyta; Magnoliopsida; Poales; Poaceae
Exons: 8
Coding region: 279-821 (180 amino acids)
Source: RefSeq, a predicted model, not a curated record